Molecule: messenger RNA, 1835 nt
Organism: Biomphalaria glabrata
Lineage: Eukaryota; Metazoa; Mollusca; Gastropoda; Planorbidae
Product: pancreatic lipase-related protein 2-like
Exons: 10
Coding region: 319-1788 (489 amino acids)
Biological process (GO): lipid metabolic process
Molecular function (GO): lipase activity; carboxylic ester hydrolase activity; protein binding
Source: RefSeq, a predicted model, not a curated record
GUUUCUAUUUCCAAUCAAUUUUUUUUAAAUUCCCCGUCAAACUAUUAAAUUGAAAAUAAAAUAUGUAAUUAUUAUAAACAAUAGGUCUACUUCCUUGGAAAAUGUCUCCAACUUCAAAUGAAGCAGGAAACGUAUCCCCGAGAAAUCAGUAAGUUAGAAGUGGUCUAAAGGACUGGAAAUAUUUUUUUCCCUAAAAACUGUGUCAUAGAUUAAAAAAAAAACAUUCUGGCGAUGAGAAUAUGAACAGAUGUUUGUACGUUCUCUUGUUUGACUCAACUCCAGAGCUAAGGCACGACUGAGGCUGUAAGAGAUAGCAAAAUGUUCUUGUUUCUUUUCUUCUCUGCGUUAAUUGUUCCAAACUCUGUCGUAGCUCAAGAGGCUUAUAAUGAAACACAAGUGUGCUACGGAGUCCUUGGCUGCUUCAACAACAGCGCCCCCUACAAUAACUCGUUCGGAGACUUACCGAAAUCUCCAGAAGAAUUAGGCGUCCGGAUCUGGUUGUUCACGAGAGACAAUAGGAGCAGUCACGAUGUUUUAAACUACACAGAUGCUUCAAGUCUUAGCGAUUCUAAAUUUGACCCCACAAAAAUGACUAAAUUUAUAAUCCAUGGUUUCUCUUCAUCCUUUGAAAAAACACAUUGGAUACUUGAAAUGAAGGAUAAACUGUUAAAUAUAGGCGACUUCAAUGUGGUGGCAGUAGACUGGAGCAAGGGUGCUACAUUCCCAGAUUUUCCUCAAGCAACAGCCAAUCUGAGAUUAGUUGCCACUGAGGUGAAACUUAUUUUAGACAUGAUGAGGAGCAUGGGACUUGAUAUGAGCAAAGUUCAUCUGAUUGGUCACUCACUUGGAGCCCAUCUAUCUGGCUACGUUGGACAACUGAUGGGUCCGAAUGUAAUAGGACGAAUAAGCGGGCUAGAUCCAGCAGAGCCAAGCUUCAAAGGGUUUACCUAUGUUGUCAAGUUAGACAAAGAAGAUGCCCAGUUUGUUGACGUCAUUCAUACCGAUGGUUCUGACUUUGACUUGCUGUCUGGAGGUUUUGGUCUAAUGGACGAGUCUGGAGAUGUUGACAUCUAUGUGAAUGGAGGGCAAAAACAGCCGGGCUGUAAAGAUGGCGUAGACGGCUUGUUCGGUGGAGGUGGCUCUUCAUUGGAAAACUCAGUCGCCUGCAGCCAUGGUCGUGCUCAUGAUAUUUUCUUAGAAUCUAUUGACACUACCUGCAACUUUACAGCGUACCCAUGUUCAAGUUUUGAGAAAUUUGAAAACGGUGAAUGUUUCAAUUGUGACUCUGGUUGCACCAGUGUAGGUUUUAAUUCUGACCACUAUAGUGCAAGGGGAAAGUUUUUUGUUGAUACACAUCACAAACCUCCAUUCUGUGGAAUUCCUUACCACAUCAAGGUUUACCCGGACACAGCUGCAGUGAACACAAGUGGUUUAAUUUAUGUGACAUUAAUUGGAGAUAUCAACAGCACUGACUAUAUACCCAUCAAUUCAAAAAAUCAACAUCUGAAUCACCUGACCGAGAUCUCCAGUAAUGUUGUCUUUACAAUAGACGUAGGAACAAUUAGCUCUGUCCAAAUUAAAUAUGAAAGAGAACUGGGAUUUCUGGGAGGUUUGUUUGGGAGCUCUUCAGCGCCAACGUUUUCCAUUGGAGGCAUUGAAGUUCUGUCUCCUACUACAGGACAAUGGAGUUCGUCGUGCCGUGGCACAUAUCAACUACGUGAUAGGACUCCAUUAACUGUCAUUACAAACAGUGGAAGAAGUGCAGACGCUUGUAUAGUUGUUGGUUGAACCUAAUGAAUUAAUGUUUAUGUUGUGUAUUAAACUACAAUCAUUUC